UCUUACCGCGCGCGCUCCUCAUAGGACGCUCGCCCUCGAGAGCGCUCCGCGUCUGGGAGACAAUGAAGCAGGGUCUGCAGGACUUCCACAAUGGGAGGAGUAUGACAUCCUUGCCGAGCCCUGCCCACUAACAGAGAAAUAUAUAAGGUGGAGCAGGGACAGGCAGCUACUCAAACCUUAAAUCAUUCCCAAAAAUAAAUAAAUAACCUUUUGCCACACUCACUUUUAGUAAACCCACUGGCAUUUCAUGAAUUGGACAAAAGUGAUUCAUUUUUACUUGAUCAAACUGAAAAGAAUAUUUUUUCACAUAUUUUGAGCUAACGAAGCCUUUUUUGAAGCGGCGCCAGAACAUUUGUCCCGAUGGCAGUGGACACUGACUUUGCUGUGAAGAGCAGCAGCAUCAUGCGAGAGUGGGGUGGACAGGUCCAGCCAGCUCUUGUUGCAUCUUUCAUCUUCCUCUUUUGUCUGGAAGCCUGCCUCUGGUUCAGGAACCUGAGGCUUAAGAGAAGACUGCCGGGACCCUUCGCCUGGCCCGUGGUGGGCAACGCCAUGCAGCUGGGCCAGAUGCCUCACAUCACCUUCGCCAAACUGGCCAAAAAAUAUGGUAACGUGUACCAGAUAAGACUGGGCUGCAGUGACAUUGUGGUCCUGAACGGAGAAAGGGCCAUCCGUCAGGCUUUGAUCCAGCACAGCAGGGAGUUUGCCGGCAGGCCAAACUUUCUCUCCUUCCAGAUGAUCUCAGGAGGAAGAAGCCUGACAUUUACUAAUUACAGCAAAGAGUGGAAAGCGCAUCGGAAAAUUGCCCAGUCCAGCCUGAGAGCCUUCUCCUCUGCAAACAGUCAGACCAAAAAAGUCUUUGAGCUGCACGUCAUGGCUGAGGCGAUGGAACUGGUGGAAGCAUUUUUGAGACACGGCGCAGAUGGACAAUAUUUCGACCCGUCUCAUGAGCUCACGGUCGCCGCCGCGAACGUUUUGUGCGCUCUUUGCUUCGGGAGGCGAUACGGGCACGACGAUGUGGAGUUCAGGACCAUGUUGACAAGAAUAGACAAGUUUGGAGAGACGGUUGGAGCGGGCAGCCUGGUUGACGUGAUGCCCUGGCUCCAAUCCUUCCCCAACCCGGUCCGCAGCAUCUACGAAAACUUCAAGAAUCUCAACGAGGAGUUCUUUGCCUAUGUGAAAGGUAAAGUGGUGGAACACAGAGAGUCCUUCGAUCCGGACGUGACCCGGGACAUGAGCGACGCCAUCAUCAACGUGAUCGAGCACGGAAAAGAAAGCGUACUGACGAAAGAGUUCGUAGAAGCCACGGUGACCGAUCUGAUCGGAGCCGGCCAAGACACGGUCUCCACAGUCAUGCAGUGGAUCAUGCUCCUGCUGGUCAAAUAUCCCGAGGAGCAGGCAAAGCUGCAUGACCUCAUCGACAAAGUGGUGGGCCCGGACAGACUGCCCUCAACCGAGGACCGCGGCGGCUUGGCAUACCUGGACGCCUUCAUCUACGAGACCAUGCGCUUCACCAGCUUCGUCCCCAUCACCAUCCCCCACUCCACCACUUCAGACGUCACCAUCGAAGGCCUCAGCAUCCCCAAAGACACGGUGGUCUUCAUCAACCAGUGGUCGGUCAACCACGACCCCCUGAAAUGGAAGGACCCGCAUAUCUUCGACCCCUCACGCUUCCUGGGUGAAAACGGAGCCCUCGAUAAGGACGUCAUCAACAGCGUCAUGAUUUUCUCGAUAGGUAAGAGGCGCUGCAUCGGCGACCAGAUCGCCAAGGUGGAAAUGUUUUUGUUCACGGCGGUCUUGCUGCACCAGUGCAGCUUAGAGAGCGACCCCUUGCAGCCCCUCACCCAGGAUUGCUCCUACGGGCUCUCGUUGAAGCCCCUCAGGUAUUGUGUCACCGCUAAGCUCAGAGGAAAAUUGCUCGGCUUGGUUUCCCCAGCGUGAACUGCAUGCUAUCGGCAAGGUGACUCAUGGCCAGCAGAGACUUCUCCACACAUCCACACCGGUGACAUUUUAACAGUGCGUACUAGCAUACCUGCACUCAGUCUUCUUGUAAAAUUUUCCUAUUUAAUGUAUUUAAACAUGCGUUGGUAGUGUGGGAGUGUCAAACAGGUAGAAUUUAGGCCAGUGGACUUUUUGCAUCAAUGCAAAAGAUUGAAAACAGUUCUCCAAUUUUUCUACACAGUAUUAAGAGUUUAUUAUUAUUAAUUAUUAUUAUAUUAUUGUUUGCAUGAAUAUGUACGAUCUGCACAGGCGCAUCUACCGACCUUUAAUGUCCAUUUAAGCGAAUAUUGUCAUAAAUGCUCGCGAAUGUUAACAGUCACUUGUUGACUCAAUGUUCUCAGUCAUAAUAUCGAAAAAUAUAUUUAACCUUUUGUGCUUUUACAACGUGGUUUGAUAAGGUCUGGGUAAUACGGUUAUCUGUCUACUAUCAUCUACUGUAUUCAUAAAACAUGUGAAGACAUCGGACAAAAAGGGAUGAUAAGAGUGGAAACGAGAACUUGGAAGUGAAGAGGAAGUCUUUUAUCAACCUCCAUGAGAGAAAAUGCAUGUAAACUUUUGUAUCGCUAGUGUUCCCCCCUGAGCACCGCCUGCCAAACAUCGCUCCCACCAAUACGCAGCACAGAUGUGCGCCAUGUUCCUUUUUUUUCCUCUCUCUCUCUCUCUCUCUCUCUCUCUCUCUCUCUCUCUCUCUCUCUCUCUCUCUCUCUCUCUCUCUCUCUCUCUCUCUCUCUCUCUCUCUCUCUCUCUCUCUCUCUCUCUCUCUCUCUCUCUCUCUCUCUCUCUCUCUCUCUCUCUCUCUCUCUCUCUCUCUCUCUCUCUCUCUCUCUCUCUCUCUCUCUCUCUCUCUCUCUCUCUCUCUCUCUCUCUCUCUCUCUCUCUCUCUCUCUCACUCCCCCCAUGAGGCAUUAUCAUGACUGUGUUUGUUUACAAAGUUUUCAAAGCCACACGGAUGUUCCCGCAUCGUCUUUAGGCCUGCACGCUCCGCCCAGGUCGAUCUUCUGCAACCAACUACUUAGCGGAGGCUUGGUGUGACGAACAAAAAAUAAGCUGUACCUGAAAUGAAUGCUGAUAAUAACAAUAAAGAAAGGGUGAAUGUUU
This is a messenger RNA of Hippocampus zosterae (dwarf seahorse), 3096 nucleotides long. Its product is annotated as cytochrome P450 1B1-like. Bases 361 to 1938 code for a protein of 525 amino acids. The record is from RefSeq and is a predicted model, not a curated record. The transcript has a single exon. Gene Ontology annotation, biological process: hormone biosynthetic process; progesterone metabolic process. Gene Ontology annotation, molecular function: heme binding; steroid 17-alpha-monooxygenase activity; iron ion binding. Lineage: Eukaryota; Metazoa; Chordata; Actinopteri; Syngnathiformes; Syngnathidae.